This is a messenger RNA of Lasiodiplodia theobromae, 927 nucleotides long. Its product is annotated as Mucin-1. NCBI's taxonomy places the organism in Eukaryota, Fungi, Ascomycota, Dothideomycetes, Botryosphaeriales, Botryosphaeriaceae. Bases 1 to 927 code for a protein of 308 amino acids. The record is from RefSeq and is a predicted model, not a curated record. The transcript has 5 exons.
AUGAUGUCUGAGUCCUGGCCCAACCACAACAUCGUCCACAGUUUCCAACUCAUUUACAACGUCCGUCUCGUCCUCGAUAACCUCGGGCCUCACCACCACAAUCUCAACUUCGGGAAGUACGACGGCGUCCGGCUCCUCCACGGGGCCAUCAACUUCGCUUUCGACUGGGACAACUUCUGUGACCAUGGGAUCGACGGCUACACGGACAAGCACAAUAUUAACUUCAACACCGACAAGUACGUUGUCUGGCUCAACAUCUACAAGUACAUGGUCCUCAAGAACUACUAUAACCGAAACGGAUUCUGUGUCGACCCCAACUGGAGAAUCUAUCUCCACGUGGUCAACAGGGACAAGCACACCAUCCAUUUCAAUAAGUACGUUGUCUGGUUCAACAGCUACAAGCACAUGGUCCUCAAGAACGACUGUAACCGAAACGGAUUCUCUGUCGACCCCGACCACGUGGAGCACUUCGACUUCUGCCACUACUGGGGGCAUCACCACCUCGACUGCCACUACAUCCACAUCCAAUACCAUAUCGAUCAGCAGUGUUACCUCAACCGGUACUGUAACCACCGGCACGUCCACGUCAACAGGCACCUCUACGUCCACCGAUAUUUCGACAUCCACCGGAACCUCCACGUCCACCGGAACCUCAAGCACUGCGAGCGGUACAACCUUAAGUACCGGAACACGGAUCACGUCGACCGAAUCAACACUGAGUGGACCAAGUUCUACGAUCAGUACAAUCAGUGUUACUUCAACUACCUCAACAUCUUUGACCAUGAGCACCUUGAGCGGAUCAACUUUCACUUCAACAACAUCUGUGAGAUUUUCAACCGGCACAUCCACCAGCUUGAGUACCGGAACACGGAUUACAUCGACCGAAUCAACACUAAGUGGACCGAUUUCUACGAGCAGUACAAUUAG